CGCACGCACGCACGCGACAAGACGCGACCCCGAAGAACGUCUCGCGCGCGCACCUCUCUAGACAGGCGGAGGGCAACGGAAAAUAACAGACACUAUUUAAAAAUAAUAAUAAUAAUAAUAAAAACCCAAACCAAAACAGUAAAAUAAAUGCGAGUCUGUGGUAGACAGAAGGAUCCUGAGAGCAGAGGUCGACCCGAGCUUUCUUAUCUGGAUUAUUAUUAUUAUUUGAUGUAUAUAUUUAUAAUGAGAUAAUUAAAGAUGAAGGCGGACAUGGUGAUGCUGACGAUGGUGUUGUCGUUAGGGUGAGAGGAGCACAAAAGAAAAAAAAAUCCUCUCACUGACGGAGAAGAAAGGGAAAAAGGAAAAGACAAACAACAAACCGUAAAGAAGAAAGAAAGGAAGGAAGAAAGAAAGAAAGGUAGCACAGCUGCUGCUCGGAUGCUGCCGCCAUCGCCGCUAUGCUAACGCGGAGCUGGGUGAUGCUGCUCGCGGGGCUCAUGUCAGGCUUCUUCCCGGACAGAGCUCACGGAGCCCCGCAGCCAGAAGUGUCUUUCUCGCGGGACGUGUCUCUCUCUCCUCCAGCCUACGUGGUCAUCCUGGUCUCCUGCUCGGGCCUCGUCUCCUUCAUCCUGCUGCUCCUCACCUGUCUGUGCUGCAAGAGAGGAAGCGUCGGCUUCAACGAGCUUGAUAAUACAGAUGGUGAAGAAUGUUCUAGUCCCGUUCCUGAGGACAGCGUGUCCUCGUGUGUGUCUCUGCCCGAGGUUUACACACUUCCUCUGCGAGACAGAGCAUGCUCAGCGCUGCCUAAUGGCACAGGGUCGAGUACCCAGUGUUUUCGCAGACACACUCUCAACUACCUGCAGGAGAUCGGAAACGGCUGGUUUGGAAAGGUGAUCUUGGCUGAGGUGCUGUGUGACUGCAGCCCCUCUCAGGUAGUGGUUAAAGAGCUGAAGGUCAGCGCCAGUCCUCUAGAGCAGCGCAAAUUCCUGGCCGAGGCCGAGCCGUACAGGAGUCUCCACCACCCCAACAUCCUGCAGUGUUUGGGUCAGUGCAGUGAGAGUAUUCCUUAUCUGCUGGUUAUGGAGUUCUGCCAGCUGGGCGAUCUCAAACGGUAUUUGAGAGCUCAGAGGAAGUCGGACGGCAUGACCCCUGACCUUUUGAACCGUGACCUUUUGACAUUGCAGCGAAUGGCGUACGAGAUAACGUCGGGUCUUUUACACCUUCAUGAGAACAACUACAUACACAGCGAUCUUGCGUUGAGGAACUGCCUGCUUACUUCAGACCUGACAGUCCGGAUCGGAGAUUACGGCCUCUCGCACAACCACUACAAGGAGGACUAUUAUUUAACGCCAGAUAAGCUGUGGAUUCCUCUGCGCUGGAUCGCUCCAGAGCUUCUGGAGGAGUUUAGAGGAGAAUUAAUGGUUACAGACCAGACGAAGACCAGCAACGUGUGGUCCUUAGGCGUGGUGAUUUGGGAGCUGUUUGAAUUCGGCGCACAGCCUCAUCGCCAUUUAAGCGAUGAAGAAGUUCUCACGUUUGUCAUUAAGGAGAGACAGAUCACGCUGGCUCAGCCCCGCCUCAAACUCUCCCAUGCCGACUACUGGUACGAGGUCAUGCAGUCGUGCUGGCUUCCACCUCCCCAGCGUCCGACAGUCAAUGAAAUCUUCAUCCUCCUUUCCUCUCUCCUGGCCGUGGAACAAGGAACGAGCAGGAGGAGUGUGGCCGAGGAUGAGGAGGAAGACGAGUACGAGGAAGCGCACGGCCGACGGCGGAGAGGAGAAAGCGAGGAGUCGUUCGAGAGGCGAUGGGACUCUCUUCGCCCCAGUGCUUUCCAGUCAGCUGCAGGUGAACGACAGAAAGACAGAGGAUACAGCAGAGAGGACGGUAACUCCUUCCCUCUUCUGGAUCCCGUGAAUUCGAUUCCUCCUUCGUCGCAUGAGCUCGACGACAUCCUGACAGUUACCGAGACUAGCAAGGGAUUGAACUUUGAAUAUUUCUGGGAGAAAGCACAUGGUAGAAGGGGUUAUAAACCACUUCCUCCUCCUCAGCCGAUACCCACGCCCGUCUCUGGUCAUCGGCAGUCUUUGGACACGCCUACAGUCGUGCCUGUGAUUAGUGCGCGUAGCCCUUCGUUAGCCAGUGAGUACUACAUUCGCUUGGAGGAACACACUCCACAGGACAAAUCCACUGAUCUUAAAGGGAAGCCAUCCUCGUUGCGAACUCGUUCUUCGACUAGUCCUGGCGAUUUGGAGUUAGUGGAGAUUCCUAGUGGGAUGCUCUGUAAGGGAAAGCCUACUUACCAAAACAACGUCGGACAAGGUGCCUCUCAGACACUCCAGACUGUGAGGUCCAGUGAAGUCCAAGUCCUGGUGCCAAACACGGGUCUGGUCGAGUUCAGUAAAGAAAGUUGUAGCAGAGUGACCGAUUAUGCAGUAGUGGACAUCGGAGACCUUAAAAGAGACCCGAACCUGAGACGCUCCGGAUCUGUAACAUCCCAAGUACCAAUCCUUCCACCGAAACCUCGCUCGAUGUCCAUGUCUUCAGGCAGCAAUCUGCUCUCUCGGCCCCUUCCCGUACCUCCGCCUGUAUACGCCCGCUCGUAUGGCCUAGGUCACUACCCUGCCCCGUCUUAUCCCAUCAGCAAAUCAGAGACUUCAGAUUCCUUGUUUACGAGCAGCUGUUCCACCUCAAAACCCAACUUUGAUCAUCUGGGUUUCAAUCGGACACACCAGAGGCUGCCUCCGUCUCCGUCGCAUUCGCCAUCCAUCCCUCCGUCCUCAGCCGGACACUCCAUAUUUCCUCCACCUCAGGGUUGCCCUCCACCCCUCCCUCCUCACUACAGACCCCAAAAGGAUCCCUUCCACAGUUAUGCAGGCGAAACAUUCCCCAGACCUAACAAUCCUGCGGUGCACUUAGAAAGAGACCCGUUAAGCUGUGACUAUUCUGAGAAGCGGACUGCUGACAGGAGCAUGACGUGUUCGCAGUCAUUGCACGACUCGACCUGCGUGAUGGACGAGUCCCCGGGAGGCAGAGAAUCACCCUAUUCCAAAAUGUUUCACUCAGAGUCGAUUCCAGGACUUGAGAGAAAGUCCUCCUCCAGCACGACGUAUUCAGAAGAUGACUACAACUCCCCAUUUGUUUCUCCCAGUAGACUCAGCAGCGGUACUAUCAUUGAGCACAUCAGCUUGGUCGACGACCCAGAUCCUGCUACAGUGGAACUGUUCUCCAGAGGAAUGAAACGAACCCAAUCGCGUCUUGAUACAAUUCUUCCAGCUCUCUGGAAGGAGGAGGACGCAGAGAUGCAUCGCGAGCGAGUUGCAGCUGCUAAGAAGUCGCCCAUACACCUGUUCCUGACGGAAAUCUCCAAUGAACCGUUGGACUCCAACGUGGGGGAAGCCUCAUGGGGCAGGGAUAAUGACAAGCACAGUGGAUUUAAAGGGAUGCGGCGCUCCCAGUCUCUCCUCACCGAACUAGACUCAGCCACAAAAGCAUGGGCUUCUGAUAAAACCACAGAAGAUGACGGUAUUAAAAAGAGAGACUUGUUCCUCACUGAGAUUGACACCGCAAUGUCGGAUUGUGAAGACAUAUAUGAUGGCGACGGGGGCGUCCCAGUAUCCCGCUUUGGGACCACACCCUAUCCCUAUGCACGUCCUGAAGACUUGUCCACAUAUGCUGAAGCAGAAGAUGUUUUCACCCAAGAAAUGGAGAGAUCUCAAUCUCUACUGUCUGAGAUAAACACUGGGGACAUGGAGUCAACGACAGAAGACGUGACCAGAGAGGAGUUUCUAAAAGAGAUCCAAUCAGCUGAGACGUUUCUCACUGAGAUAAUAACGAGACAAAGCAUACAGGAAGAAAGUCAUUCACCCGUAGCGAUAUCGCCCGAAUACGAGUCCGUAUGCAUUGACCCAACAUCCUCACCAACGAUAAAAUUUCAAUCCUUAGCUACACCUUUAAGCGACACGAAAGAGGCCAUUUAUGCCCAAGUUACCAAGAGAGCUAAAAGAAGUGAAAUAAAAGUUGCAGUGCGUCCAGAAAUGCCUGUUCUGCAAAUUGCAUCAGAGCUACAAAGCCUCAAAAAAGAGCCAAAUUUAUCCACUUAUGCUCAUCCAGCCAAGGAAGAAUCAGAUUCAAAACCCCAAAGCCCUGCUGACUUUGUUACUUCAGGCAUCCUGCCCAAAACAGGGCUUUUAAUGGACCAGACAUCUCCUGGGGUAACAGAGAGAACAGAUGCCGAGCUGAUCAACAUUGAAAAGGAAGAACCUCUCCGUAACGUUAGCUUAGAACUCCCGAGACGGUCUGGAGUCCAGUGUUCGUCACAGGAUGUCACGAGUAAGGACAUAACAGAAGCUAGCGAAGAUAGGAGUAUCUUGACUGGUAAAACUGAGAGCGUUUGGAAGGUUGUAGAGGGAAUCCAUGUGCAGGAUCCAUUGCUGUUCAGAACAGACUCGAGAGACGGUUCAUUUGAAAGUUCAGAACUUGGCGUAAAAGAGUCUACUUGUGUAGAUAUUCCCGAUCCUGCCAGUUUAUCAGAUACCAUUGCCUCCACAACUGAACAAGACUGUGGCCAAGUUAUACAAAUUUGUAAAAGCCAAGACUCCCCUCAGGUCUCCCAAAAGGAGACAUUGUUUAACUCCAGUGAGCAAGCUACUUUGAAUGACACAGAUUUCAAUAUAAGCACCAGAUAUGAUACUAAAGAACUAGACCCCCUAAAAGCAGGUAUCAGUACAACAGACUCGAUGUUAUCUCUUGGUGAAGAAAGCACUGAUGUGUUACCACUGUCCUUUGCCAGGGAACCAAACUCUGAACAAUCCCUAUCUACUAUUACACCCACAGACUCGACUAUGUCACCACUUACCUCUAGCUCUAUGGACUGCCUCACCCCUGGAGACUCGUGGGUUAAUGGCGGAGGCACUGGGUGGAGGAUCUUGGGUACCGAAACCCCCUAUCGAGAUUCUGCCUAUUUUUCAGACAGUGACUGGGAGGGUGGGGAAGGUUUGCCCAGAAGAGGUUCCGACGGAUUGGGUUCUUCUCGUCCAAGUAGUGGUCGAGCAGGUGACAGAGGUACACUGAUAGGAAUUGAAGAAAAGACUGAGGCGGAGGAUGACAUUCCAGAUGGCAAAUCGGUUAAAAUAUCACUUGACGCCAUAUUGGAUUCAGUGAAAAGCUUUACCGAAACGAGUUCUAAACACAAUCGCGAUUGUACCUUGCUUUCAGGGUUUGAGACUUCUGAGGUCUCAAAAACCGACAACAAUGCUCUCGACAAGUUGUUUUGUGCUAUUCAGGAUCCACCGCUAAAAGCGUUCCCAUGCACCAAUGCUUCCGUGUCUACUUUUCAAGUGUCUUCUGUCACCGAUUUAAGUGAGGAAAAUGAGGUUCAGAACAUGAAAUUGGCCUCCAAAACAAUAGUGCAACCUGUAGAAAAGGUCUACAAGCCAAACGUUGUGGAGGAACUUUUUGAAACUCAGGCCUAUUUGAAAGCAAAUGUGUAUGAAUAUGAAUCGAGGUACGUUUCAGAAGGUGAUGAAGUUCAGAAGGAAGCACUGAGGUCAGAAAAGCAUACACUAGAUAUACAAGACAGUGAUGCCAAUGAAUUGGGCUUGAGGAACCUUACUUUUACAGAAGAAACGGAAGAGCAAGAGGCGAGGUCAGAAGCCGAAAGCCAGUUAACUGAAGCUGAGCUUUGCUUCACCACGAAGAAAUCUCCGAACACCGAAUGGGAGCAGGAAGGCUCGAGAGACCUUUCUCAAAAGGAAUGUUUUGAUGACUUUGGGGAGGAUGCCUCAAAUGUGAAAGCAGAUGAAUUAUGGAAUGCUGUUGAAGAGUCUGGGUCCAUAAACAGAUCUCUGAAGGAAGCAGUAAUUUUUCAUCAACACCAGGAAGAUGAUCAUCCAAUCUGGAAAGUAGAAAAUGACCAGUGGGCGUCGGCUGAAAAUGACCAGUGGGCAUCGGCUGAAAAUAACACGUGGGUAUUCACUGAAAAUGACAGGAGGGCACCUGAUGAAAAUGCCCACUGGGCAUCCGGUAAAAAUGACCAGUGGCCUUCAGCUGACAAUGACCAGUGGGCAUCGACGGACAACGACCAGUGGUCGUCAGCUGAAAACGACCAAUUGGCAUCGACUAAGAGAUCUGAAAAAGAACUAGCGUCAGAAUUCUUUCUGUGUUCAGGACAGAACAAGUGCACAGAGGACGAGAUAUUUGGCACGAGCCAUGAAUUCUGGGAAACGGAAAACGAUGAAUUAGCAAAGAGUGAGCCUCAUCCCACCAUUAUGGAGACACAUGAAAGAACUUGGACCGACGGAAAGCAAAAAAGUCAAGAACGUCAACCAACAUUUUCCGGUCGGGCCGCGGACGCUCUCGAAACUCAACAAAGGAUGGACGUUCACCAGGAAGAGAACAAGGAGGAGCCUGACAUGGAAAAUGGAGAACCAGAAAACGGCACGAACGUAAAAGUGGAAGUAGAUAAUCUGGAGAACCCAGAGCAAGAGCUUCUCACUCACUGUAAUGGUGUCGGAAGGCGAAGCUCCAGUGAAUGCAAGGUGUACAUCCAAAAUGAGGCAGAAGAUGAAUUUUCAGGAGGUGAAGGAAAACAGAUCUCUAGCAGACCACAGAACAUCCUUGACGUUAAGAACGAGGCUGGAGAAAUAGAACACCGUUUUGCUGAUUUGGGAAGAUUUGAAGGCAUGAAGAUACAGACUGAGUCUCAUACCAAUCACAACAAUAACUGGGUCACGGCAACUUCUGAAACUGAUGAGGCCCUGGCCAUAAAUAAUAUUGUUAUUAAACCUCACUUAACUUCAGCAUUGCAAGACGCAUACUUCAGCCCGGACGUUGAGAGUAAUCACUGCCAAACAUCAAACAGUGAGACAGGCGAGGAUAUAUUUCAUGAAAAAGACAGAUCAAAUUCUCCGUCUUGUCCCGUUCUCACCACUAACGCUGAAGCAGAACCUUGCGCAAUCCACAGCAGCAACGUUCAGUGCUGCUCUCCUGCCUUAAUGUCUGUGGAUAUCUCGGACUGCGAUGCUUCCCAGCAUGCAGAAGCGACCGAUUGCCACGGCCCAAAUAAUUUCCCAAACACGGUGCACCAUAUAGAGAUCAAGUCUGGUCCCGCUGAUCAACCCUGGAUGGACGUCACUGACCACGAAAGUUUACUGGUCUUCUCUGACCAUGCCGAUCCCUUUGACCUAUCCUCAGCCGAAUGCUCGACCAGCACCCGCAGCAAAGGAAUUACCGCAAAUCUGGGACAAAAACCGUCACUGAUCGCUGAAAAUCAGACCCGUCUGGUAUCUGACUGCAUAAAUGAGGAUGAAACGAGGACUAGGAAGUCUCCCUCAGUGAUCUCUCAGAGCUCCUUGAACUCCAUCCCGGAGCUGCUCAUCUCGGAGUGGAAGGAUUUGGACGAGGAGGCUCUGGAGGACUUCGAAAAGCUAGAGAAGUUGUGCUGCAUUUCCGGAGAUGAAGAUAUCCUCGGAGACCUCUUGCUAGGAAACCUCGAACUACUCGAAUCCUUGAAGAAGAAUCGUCAGGCUUUCCCGAGCGCCAAGGAUGACCGAGAUGACUCCGGGAUUUCAGACGGCAAGACGAGAGUUGAGCCGAGUGAGGAGGUUCACGGAAUCGCGGACGAAUUGCAGAGCUCAGAAGAAAACGAGCUUCUACUAGAAAAGAAGGAGGGCGUGAAGAUCUCACCUGCAGUUUCACCAUGUCAGUUAAAUGAUGGCGCCAAGGGUCAGCGAUUGCUGUCGCAAAUGCCGGCUAAAAAUGGGCUGAUGAUGCAGGUUUGUGAAGAAAAACUGCAGUACUCCCUCAGUGAGAAUGUUCAAACCAACGUACUAUGGGGAUCUACCAUUACUGACAGCGUGAUCCUGCGUCCUUGGGCAGAAACCAGCGCCGGCGCUGCUGCCAACGACGGAGCCUCAACGGGAACCGAGAGUAAAGUUGAAGCAGUCCCAUGUAGCCCAGUUUUGGCCAAAAGUAAAGAUGGUGAAGUGGAAGUGGGGACGCUGAAAACCAUGGAGAAGGCUGAAGUCACACCUGAUCCACCUGCCGCUAACCAAGCUAUGAAAGCUAAACUGGCCCGCCUCUCCCUCUCUCUCCCCCCAUUGCCUCUCUCGCUUCCUCUCUCUCCCGGUUCCAAAGGAUUCUGGGAAGGAGGGGAAAGCAGAAUCAGCCGGAGAAGAGGCUUCUCGACAGGAAGCGAUCCCGAGGAGGACGAGGAGGACGAGGAGCAGGAGGACGAGGCCGCUACGAAGGUCAUCGUCGUCACGGAGACCGACGUUCACAAGCGGGUGGGGCUGCGGAGUUUGCUGAAGUCGCCAAAGGAGCCCGUCGACAAGGAAAACCGUGAGCACGGGAGGAACGUGUCCUUUUUCGACGACGUCACCGUCUAUCUGUUUGAUCAGGAAACGCCAACCAAUGAGCUGAGUUCGGGCUCCGCCCCUGCAAGUCCAUCUCCUACCGGAAAGCCCGCCCCCUUCGAUGGACACGCAGGACCAAGCGGGCACAAAGCCAGCAAGAACAAAGAGCACGCAAAGUCGAAAUCAGCACCGAGCUCAUCAGCAAUGUCAGCAUCAUCGCGCUUCACCGUCAGUCCCGCUGACGACCCUCAUUUAGUCUGACACACUUUGAUGCGCACACACACACACACACACACACAAACACACACACACCCUAAGGAAAUAUGUAGCGCUCUGGAGUGACGCUCAUCACCCGGAGGUUAUUUUUUUAAACUCGGACUCCUGUUUGUUUGUUUGUUUGUUUGUUUUUUCGAGGCUGGAGAAGAAAAAGAAGAAGAAGAAAAAAAAAGAAUUCAGGAACUUGUGUCUAAUCUGAAACUGAGUUCACGGCUAUGCAAUAGGAGCCUUGUUACGGUUGUACCAGCUUGACUGCUCUAUUUUCACGGCUUCUUAAAGUACAUUUGUAUUCUGUAUUCAGAAAGGGAAGCACUUUUGUUCGACCAGUACCUGUCUAUCUGUGAGCUUAAAUACAAGUGUUAGGCGUGUACCGACGUCACAGGUUACGACAUUAUCGCCGUAUCGUCGCGCUUCGGGUUUUUCCCACUGUGAAAUCCCACGUAGAUAGAUUCAUAUUUCUUAGUUUUUUUUUUGUAAUGUGUUUUACCAUGGUAACUAUAUCGGGACAUGAGAUAAAACGGGGAAGACUGUAAACAUCCCGUUUCUCCUGAUAAUUUAUUCAAACGUUUCGUAAGCGUCCGCUAGCAUCAAACAUCACAAUAUAUUGUAGACCCGAUGAUCGGCACGCGCCUAACAGUAAAUGUAAAUUUGUUCUCGUUGCAGUCGAGGUGAACCCAAAGCCUCUGUAUCUUAACAGUGCAGUGCUCUUUUAGUCUUUGUACAAGCGAAUAGUGACAUUACGGCAGUGUAUGAUCUCAUUUUAGGAUUUAUUUCAACUUUAUUCUUAGAUUGCACGCAAGAAGAAGGAAAAAAAAGAAAAUACUGCUACUACCUGUUCACAACUGAGUUAUGUUUUAUACAGUGUUUUAAUUGCGAAAUGUCAUUUAUUUAUUUGUUUGUUUGUUUGUUUGUUUGACUUUUAUCCCACCCCACCAACACAAAAAAUGAUAAUAAUAAUAAUAAUAAUAAUAAUUGCACAUUUCCUUUGUCUUGGAUGUUAUGCAUUAUUUUCAUCAGGUGCUACAUGCGUCAAAAGCCAGAUUAUUCCACCUCCAUAUAAGCUUCGCAAUAUUUUCUAUUAUUUACCUACUUCUUUACUAGAUGUUAGUCUGUAUCGACUUUGUCACAUUAUAGCGUGUCUAUUUGUAAAUGUUAUUUUGAACUGUGUUGGACACGUUCUUUACGUUAUUUAUGUUUAAAAGCAAUUUUAAAAAAACGAGAAAUCGUCCAAAAAACAAAAAAAACCCAACCCACGUGCGUUAGUUAGCGACACGCCGAUUCAUAUUUAAUUUGACAAAUCGGUGUCGGAGGUAGAAAAAAAAACAAAAAAAACAAAAAAAAAAUAAUAAAAUAAACAACCAGCUCAUUUGUAAAAAUGGAUU
Ictalurus punctatus (channel catfish) is the source of this 10009-nucleotide messenger RNA. RefSeq names its product lemur tyrosine kinase 3 (gene lmtk3). The coding region runs from base 459 to 8612 and encodes 2717 amino acids. The record is from RefSeq and is a predicted model, not a curated record. The transcript has 16 exons. Gene Ontology annotation, biological process: protein phosphorylation. Lineage: Eukaryota; Metazoa; Chordata; Actinopteri; Siluriformes; Ictaluridae. Gene Ontology annotation, molecular function: ATP binding; protein kinase activity.